Molecule: messenger RNA, 464 nt
Organism: Racocetra persica
Lineage: Eukaryota; Fungi; Glomeromycota; Glomeromycetes; Diversisporales; Gigasporaceae
Source: the annotation of a GenBank genome assembly
AACCAAUUCCCAAUAACGCGGUAGCCCAAAAGAAUAGUUUUGAGAAAAUCAAAGAAUUAAAGACGGAAUUAUCAGAAUUAGAAAAAAUGAUUACAAUAAUAACUAAUUUUCAGCACCAUAAUGACCUUAGAUCUCAGAUAAUUGAGAGAAGAGUCCCAAUUUAUAGAAAACCUGUAUCUGUUAAGUACAUCGAUAAAGAAAGCAAUUCGUGUGAUGAAAUUGAAUUUACAAUACCAGAAAAAACAAAUACACCAAGUUUAAAAGAGGAUAAUUCAUCUGUGCCUUGGUUAUGGAUCGAGUCUUACUAUCAAAUUUGUGAAAAUAAUGGUUUUUUAUCUCUGGUGAUUAAAAGACGAGAUGGCCAUUAUCUUAAUGCUAUGCACACACUUCAAUACUUCAAUAAUCUAAAAAUUCCUGCAUAUGAUACGCAUCUUCUCUUUCUUUUCUCUGAUGAUCACUCAUGA